Messenger RNA from Linepithema humile (Argentine ant), 2288 nucleotides. Its product is annotated as cytochrome P450 9e2-like. The record is from RefSeq and is a predicted model, not a curated record. Gene Ontology annotation, molecular function: iron ion binding; heme binding; oxidoreductase activity, acting on paired donors, with incorporation or reduction of molecular oxygen. NCBI's taxonomy places the organism in Eukaryota, Metazoa, Arthropoda, Insecta, Hymenoptera, Formicidae.
UUUAUUUUAUUUUGUUUUAUGAAAAUAAAACAAUAUUUUUGACGCACACACAUACAUAUACAUUUUUAUCACUGGCAGACAGUUCUCAAAUAAGGCGUAUAUGCAUUGUCAUUUACAUUAAGGAAACUUUUUUAUAGCAAGAGUUUGAUACACUUGAUAUGAUGACACGUUAAAAGGCUCUGUUGCCCACGUUUAAAAUGACUAACACUUUCUCUGACGUAAUAAUCUUGUAUGCUUUCAAUGCCAAGCAAGUGUUCUUGCUGUUCUCCCCUCUUCAUUUCUGCCUUGAUAAUAUACACACUAGCGGUAUACGUGUCUGUAUUUAUUACGUUCUACGUCUCGUCCGGAACCAGUCGUUUCUUGAUUAUCGCGGCAUUAUGACAGCGUUAUUUCAGCUAUUUUCGUCGCCUUUUGCGUUGAUAUUGACUACUUUAAUUCUAAUCGGCGUUGUGAAGAUUGUGCCUUACGUGAAUCUUGCAUACUUUUAUUGGAAGAAGAAGGGCAUUCCUUACCUGCCAGAUUCAUGGUUAUCUUUUAUAACCGGUUGGAAACUGUUCACGGGUCACUUAAGCAUUGUUGAGUACAAUAAUUUUUUAUAUAAUUACUUUCCGGACGCUAAGUAUGUUGGAAUAUCGGAUUUUGCCACACCUACCAUACUUCUGCGCGAUCCCGAAUUGAUCAAGGACAUCAUGGUGAAAGAUUUUGAACACUUUCCGGAUCAUCGCAGUUUUGUUGACGAAGAAGUGGACCCACUAUUUGCUAAGAACAUUUUUGCCCUGCGCGGCGACCGCUGGAAAGAAAUGAGGAACACAUUGAGCCCUUCUUUCACCGCCAGCAAGAUGAAAUUUAUGUUCGAGCUGGUAUCGAAAUGUUCGUCCGACUUUGUCGAUUAUCUAGUCGAGCAUCCGGAAAUUUGUCUCGCCAUAGAGACGAAGCAGGCCUUUCGACGAUACACCAACGACGUGAUUGCCACGGCGGCUUUCGGCAUAAAUGUGAAUUCGAUGAAGGACCAAAACAAUGAAUUCUACACAAGAGGUGCGGAGGCCACCACAUUUUCCAGUGGAAUACUGGUUAUGUUGAAGUUCAUGUUCUUACGUUUAUUCCCGCGACUUGGCAAUUUAUUCGGUUUGUCCUUUUCUCCAUUGGCCAUGUCGAAAUUUUUCAAGAAAGUUGUCGGAGAGACGAUCGAAGCUCGAGAAAAACACGGUAUCAUCAGGCCGGAUAUGAUUCACUUAUUAUUGCAGGCUCGCGACAAGGAAAAUUCUCACAAGAUUACAUUGGAUGAUAUUGUUUCACAAGCUGUAGUCUUUUUUUUUGCCGGUUUUGACACAUCCGCGACACUGAUGUGUUUUAUCGCUCACGAGCUGGCUGUUAAUCGUGAUAUCCAAGAUCGCCUGCGUGAGGAAGUGGAGCAGCAUCUUAGUGUAGAAAACGAUACGAUUUCUUACGAAUCAUUGUCGAAAAUGGUUUACAUGGACAUGGUGGUCUCUGAGACUCUUAGAAAGUAUCCACCGGCACCUACCACUGAUAGGCUUUGCGUCAAGGAUUAUGAAUUACCGCCGUCACAACCAGGUUACAAGAGCGUAACCGUAAAAUCGAAUGACGUGAUGAUGAUACCUGUUUAUGGCUUGCAUCACGAUCCAAAGUACUUUCCGAAUCCACAAAAGUUUGAUCCCGAACGGUUUAGCGAUGAAAAUAAGGACAACAUUUUUCCGUGCACUUACUUGCCGUUCGGACAUGGGCCUAGAAAGUGUAUCGGUAAUCGGUUUGCUCUUAUGGAAACAAAGCUUCUGAUAGCUCAUCUCUUACAAAAAUUUAUUCUCAAGACCACAGAGAAGACUAUUGAACCUGUCCUGUUUGAUAAAAAAGAGUUUGCGUUGAAACCUGUGGGCGGAUUUUGGAUCGGUUUAGAAAAGAGAAAAAUUUAAAAAUCUGGAAUGUUUAUAUACAACAUAGUUGCGUUUAGAAAAUUUUUUGUUAUUACACUUUUAAUUUUGCAGACGUUCCACGUAUGUGUAAAUUUUUACUUUCGGAACUGAUAAAUGUCUGUUUGAGAUUUAUUAUCACCAACUUAAACAUCAAGUGAUUAAUAUUACAUAUUCUAUUACGUAUUAUAUAAUAAUAUUAUUGAAUUGCUAAUGAGGAAUGAGACUAAAUAUUAAGAUGAAUGUCGUGACUUGUAUGAACUCAACUUGAUUAUAUGAACCGUUGUUUAAAAACGAAAAUAACUUUUAUUUGUUGCUAAAGAGCAACGAAUAAAAGGAGAGAUAAUAAAUACGUUUAUUGUA